Punica granatum (pomegranate) is the source of this 1621-nucleotide messenger RNA. The record is from RefSeq and is a predicted model, not a curated record. NCBI's taxonomy places the organism in Eukaryota, Viridiplantae, Streptophyta, Magnoliopsida, Myrtales, Lythraceae.
GGACGAUAGUGGUCAACCCGAGCACAGUAAUCUCGUGCCGAGCACGUACCGGGCUUAUCCCGUGCUACCGAGCAAGGCCCAAAGGCCCAUAGCACCGACAUAGCGAAUGCCUCUGUGAGAGAGAGCGAGAGGAGGGGAGGGAGAUCAUUUUUGAAGCUCGUUGCCUUCUUCACCGUUCCGGAAGAAGAAGAAAAAAUCGAAAUCCCUAACUCGGAGGAUCUGACGAAGAAAGUUCCGUCCCGCUCCAUCGGCGAACCUGCCUCGGUCUCUCCUUCAGUGCCUGAUCGCCUUCGCGAACUCGAUCUCCAGAAGGUAGAAGCUUCGAUGGGUUCAGUUGAUCCUCCAGAUUGCAGUGGAGUGGGUGUGGAUAUGUUCAGCUACUAUUCUCGUGCGGUAGCAGAAUUAUUGGCCAAAGAUGAUGGCGGUGACGGGAAAGAUAGUAGUUGUACCGAGUUAUUUACUGAUGCAAUCGCUGCGAGGCUUUCGGAUGCAAAAAGAGAAAGGUUGAGGUUGUUGCUUAGGCAAGCUGUGUUUGUCCUUACUCCUGAGGUUGAUGAGAUGCUUGAACCAGUUAUGAAAAUGCGUUGCUGGCAACUGCAGCUGAAACAGCUAGAAACCUGUUCAGACACCACAUCUGAUAGCGACAUAGUUGAAUUCAUCCCCAAAAAGCUUAGAACGUCUUCUCCUGCUUCACCAGCAAGUAGCUCACCUCAUGAAAGUCCUGUCAGAGAUGAGCCCAAUUCAAAGGGGGAUGAUUAUAUGGAAUUUUUGCUGAAGAAUCAAAGCUCAAAGGUUGAGCCUCUACUGAAAAAGCAUUAUGAUGACCUGUCUGCCAUGUUGGAGAACAGGAGACAGAGAUUAGAAGAACUGCUUGAUGCUGUCAUGUCCAAGUGCAGAUUGAUGACGUCAUCAGAGAAGGAACGACUUAGAAAACGGGUUGUGAAGCUGCCAGAAGACUAUCUCGGACGAGCAUUAGAGAUUGUCGGACAUAGAAAAGGAUCAGACACUGAAUCUCAUGAUAAAAUAUUUGAGGACUUGGAUAAAGCGGAUAAUAUAACUCUCUGGAGGUUGUAUUGCUAUGUCGAAGCACUCAAAAAUUCAGACAAGCUUGGUUCAACUGGUAUAACCUCAUUAUGGUCUCGCAGCUGUGGACAUACUAGACGAUGAUGAAACUUGCAUUUUGCAACUUUCACAUGAGGCGAUGUAUUUCGAGAAGAUAUUAGGCAGCCUUCUCUCUCGCUGCGUUAGACAUAUUAGACAAUGACGAAACUUGUAUUCUCUCGGCUGUUAUAUGAGUAGUAUUUUGAAAAAAUAUUGGGCCGCUUUCUCAUAGCAGGGAGACUCAGAAAAAUUAUGAAGGGAAAGAUAGCAAGUUUUGAGGGUGUGCCCAAAUGUUACGGCAGGGAAUACGCACUGCUGCAAAUACACUUCGGAACAGGUAAGGAGUUGCCAGUGUACAGUCAUUGUAGCGUUUUGGCAUGAGCGUAAAAUUUGGCUAUGAAAUAAAAUGGCCAAAGAAUCUACAUAGACUGUCAUUUUGAUUGUAUGUGUACAUAUCAGAGCACAAUUUUGGUAAACUUUCUGCAAGGGAAAAUGCCCCAGCUGAUCCUUAAGACUUUUC